Messenger RNA from Paramormyrops kingsleyae, 4003 nucleotides. NCBI's taxonomy places the organism in Eukaryota, Metazoa, Chordata, Actinopteri, Osteoglossiformes, Mormyridae. The record is from RefSeq and is a predicted model, not a curated record.
CUGCAGGAGACAAAGCCUCAUAUGCAGGAGUUCUCCGUGAAAACCACGAUCAUCUCCCGUUACGCCUUCACGGCCGUGUCUUGCACCCUCUUCAACAGGCACGCCGCCGCCUCCGAGGGCAUCUUCCAGAUGCGCAUCCCCGCUGACGCCUAUAUUUCCAACUUCACCAUGGUUAUAGGGGGCCAGGUGUAUCCCAGUGAGGUCAGACCCAAACAGAAAAAGGUGAGGAAACCCAAAGAGGGAGAGUCCCGUGGACGGAAGGGGGAGCGCGAAGAAAAGAGCGAGGUCGGGGUGGAGGUGUUCCGUGCGGCCGCCAGCAUUCCCGGGAAGACCUCGGCGGUGUUCCUGCUGACGUACGAGCAUCUGCUCCAGCGGCGACUAGGGAGGUACGAGCAUGUGAGCAGCCUGAGGCCACUGCAGCUGGUCAGCCGGCUGUCGCUGGACGUCAUCAUCGUGGAGCGUGCUCCCAUCACCAGCCUGGAGGUGCUGCCCCUGCGCAAUGGGAAGGCUGGGCUGGCGAGGACACAGACCACAGCUAAGCCUACGCUACCUGUAUCUACAGUGAUUAAAAAGGAGAAGAAUGUCUGCAGGAUCACCUUCACCCCCAGCAUUGUGCAGCAGGCUAAGAUUGCAACAAAUGGCAUUCUGGGAGAUUUCAUCAUCCGGUAUGAUGUGGAGAGAGAGCUUGGGAUUGGCGAUGUUCAGGUCUUGAAUGGACAUUUUGUGCACUACUUUGCACCAGAAGAUUUGCCCGUGGUCCCAAAGAACGUCGUGUUCGUCAUCGACACCAGUGCAUCUAUGAUCGGGACCAAAAUUCGUCAGACAAAGGAGGCUCUCUUUACCAUCCUGAAGGACCUCCGGCCGAAUGACCACUUCAACUUCAUCAGUUUCUCCAACCGGAUCAAGGUGUGGAAACCCGGACAGUUGGUACCGGUGACCCCAGAAAACAUCCGCGAUGCCAAGAAAUUCAUCUACUCCAUCAUGCCCACUGGAGGUACAGACAUUAAUGGCGCCCUGGAAAUGGGUUCCUCAUUGUUUAGCAGCUACCUGUCAAACGAAGGCGUCCGCGACAAUGACGUGUCACUCAUCAUCUUCCUGACUGACGGCCGGCCCACGGUGGGCGAGCUGCAGCAUCCCAGGAUCCUCAGCAAUGCCAAGGCGGCAGCUCAGGAGAAGUUCUGCGUGUUCACCAUCGGCCUGGGCAAAGACGUGGACCAGAGGUUGCUGGAGCGUCUUGCGCUGGACAACUGCGGUAUAACGCGCCAAAUCCCCGAGGAGGUCGACGCCAGCGCCAUGCUCAAGGGCUUCUACGACGAGAUUGGCACCCCGCUCCUCUCAGACAUCCGGGUCGCCUACAGCAAGGACGCCGUGGAGUAUGUUACCCAGCACUUGUUCCCCAACUACUUCAAUGGCUCUGAGAUCGUGAUUGCGGGCAAACUGACCAAUCAGAGCGCGGAGUCGCUGCACGUGCAGGUGCAGGCCAACAGCGGAGACAAGAGCGUAGUGUUGGAGUCGGACGUGCCGAUCCAGGAGAGCGAGAAGGAGAUGGAACGACGCCUGGCUGCGGCCGACGCUGGCCUGCCGGUCGGGGGCUACACAGAGCGUCUCUGGGGUUUCCUGAGCGUCAAGGAUGCCCUGAGGUCUCGUCUGCGCAGCCAAAGCAGCCGGGAGAGGGAUGAACUUGGCCGACAGGCUGCCAACCUCUCGCUGGCCUACAACUUCCUCACCCCACUGACCAGCAUGGCUGUGGAGACGCCCCAGGUCCUUUUCCACAACACGCUACCAGACAGCGCAGCGGCGACCUCUUCCGGCCUUUUGGAGGCUGUGGAUGCAGAGAGGAGUCAGAGGCAGGACAGGAAACCUGGGCCAGAAGGUAAACUCAUACAGAGACCUGCUAAGAAAUCUAUUACCAUCUCCAAAACAUCAGCGGAUGGUGACCCGCACUUUGUCGUGGAGUUCCCCCUGAGCAAGUUGACUGUGUGUUUCAACAUCAACGGGGAGCGAGGUGACAUACUCAGGCUGGUGUCUGACCACACGCGUUCCGGGGUAACGGUGAACGGAAAGCUGAUUGGAGCACCGGCGCCAUCCGGGGGCCACAAGCAGCAACGCACCUAUUUCAGCACCAUUACAGUGGUGGUGGACCGGCCCAGACGAGGCUACAUAGAGAUCACACCACGCAAAGUCAUCCUGGAUAGCAGGGACAGGCUGGUGCUGCCCUGUCACACCACUGUCACCGUGGAGAGCGAUGGCUUGGUGGUGGCCAUUGUGAGUCGGUCAAAUGUCACCGUCACUGUCCAGGGCACCAUCAGUUUUGUCAUCCUUAUUCACCAGUAUAAGAACCCAGCACCUUACCAGAGGGACCAUUUGGGCUUUUACAUUUCCAACAGCAAGGGCCUCUCCAAGGACUCCCAUGGCCUUCUGGGCCAGUUCCUGUAUCAGGAGGUGGGUCUUAUUGUGGAGACCCUCAUGCAGCCGGCCCUUCCGGCCAAUGGCACAUCGGGUGCCCUGCUCUAUGGUUCCUCCUCCGCUCUGAAGAUCAAAGACCGUACGGUGGCCGUGGUGAAAAAGACCCGGAAGAUCUACAAUGGUCGGCACAAGGUGGACUGUUGGUUUGUCAGGAACAAUGCAGCCAAGCUCAUCGAUGGCCGUUACCAGGACUACGUGGUUCCACACCUCUUUGAAACCGCAGAGUCUCCUCAUGGACACAACACAGUCUAAAUCCUCUCUUCAGCACAGCCCCUCCCAGCAGGUGGCCUCUGCAUAUCCACCAUUUCUUCAUCCCUUCUUUACCAUUUACCUUUAUUCUCUUUUUCUCAGGAAACUUUGAAAUACCAGCUGUUGGUUAGUGAGACAGUAAUAUCAUCCUGAAUAUAUAUUUAUAUGGAUUUUUACUUAACACUGCGGAAAAUCAAAAUUUUAUUAAUAUCUAAAGAUUGAGUUCACAUCCCUAAUAGUUCUGCCCUGAAAUCACAGAGGCUGCGUGUGUGUAGCAUUUGUUCAUAACGAUUGUGAUGUUUUGUUUUUUGUUGCACUUUGGGCAACAAAAACUGAUUGUAUGUCAUGGUGUCAUGUAUAUUGGGCACUUACCUAAAAGAAGAGAUUACAUCAUUAUUCAGCACUGAGGUGACAUCAUUACCCAGAAUUCAGUAUGCCAGUUAUUGAAAGGGGUUUUGUUUCAAUUGAAUUGAAGGUUUUACAUUGAAAGCCUUAAUGAGGUGUAAAAUGAUUGUGUGUUUAUUUAAUAUUUAGCUAUGAGAAGAUAGCUUUUCAAACUAAUUGGUUGAGGUUUAUGCUGAAAGCUGCAUUGAGCCAGAAAUUGUCAUUAUAUAUCUCUACUGCAAAGCAGAGAGUGGACCGUUUGAGUUGUAAAAUCCAAAAACAGACUGUGAUGAAAUAAUGACACCCUGGCAACAGAGAAUAACAACAGAAUCAACAAGCUCACCACACAUGUACAAACAUAGCAAGGAACCUUCUGGUGCUACGUAUUGUCAAGCCGUAAGUGUACAUACACUGUAUAUAGUUAUUCAUUAAUAAACAAAAUAUGCCAGCCGACUUUUUUUUAACGUAUUAACAGAGAGAGUGAAAGUGGGUCAAUUCAAAAUUACGAUGAUAUGAAAUCAUUAAAUGACUCUCUUUUCCCGCCCAUUGGCAGGGUCCAAUUUAAGGAAGAAUUUUCUAUUGCUUUCCUCAAAUCUUUGUGCAGUUUUUAAUGUGGCAAUUUCACCAUGCCUGGACUAGCGUAAUGGGAACUUUGAAAAUCAACCUAUUAAAACAAGUAAGAAAGGAUUACACCUAUAAUCACUCUCUUACAAGAGAACAGUUUUACUGCACAGGAGAUGAAGACAUGUAUUCUAUCAAAUCAGCAGGCCCAGAAGAUUUCCCAUCACUUGACUGGUGACCUGGAAGGUCUGAUUACUGUCAUACACUCAAGAACCUUUUCUACUACUGCUUUUGUCCAAGAUACCAUUUACAGCUUGCAGUAUUAAAAUUUUUGUACAUUUUA